AUGCGUCAAUUACACCCAAUCCUAUGGCUUACUUCUUUGAGCUGUCUCGUCGCGGCUGAUUCUUGGUCACCGCCGGACGGCCCCUCUCUGUAUGGAAAUGGCUCCUACGCCACGGACGUUCUUAUGCUGGCGGACAAUGAGACGUGGACGAACUACCCGGACAACGAGGGAUCUUCUGGCAAUAGGACCCACACUUUCAAGAAGCGUGCUGAGGAUUUCUACUUGCGGAUCCUUCCGCUCGGUGCAUCAAUCACCAGGGGCGUCUUCUCGAGCGACAACAAUGGCUAUCGUAAGGCGUUGCGCGAACAACUAAGGUUUGAGGGCUGGAAAGUCAACAUGGUUGGGUCCAAGCAGGAUGGCACUAUGGCUGAUAACGACAACGAAGGCCAUCCGGGCGCCUGGGUGCACCAAGUGAAUGAGAAAUUUUGCCUUUCGUCCAACCAGAAACCCAAUCUCGUAUUGGUCAACGCUGGAACGAAUGACUGCGAGAACCGCCAGGACCCAGAGACUACAAUCAAGAAUAUGAGGACAAUGAUCGAUGAGAUAUACAAGACACUGCCGGACACAACGGUCAUCCUCUCGUCUCUGGUCAAAAGUGGAAAGGACGAUGGCAUCAAGGCCUGCGCUGCAGCCGUGAGCCAAGGAUAUCGUAACCUGGUCUACACGACGUAUCGUGGCUACAGAAUUUCUUAUGCCAAAAUUCACGAUGCCAUAAGUCUCAAUCAGAUUGGUGAUGGAACGCAUCCGACUGAUGAGGGCUAUCCCAUCGACUGCUACAAGGCGACAGUACAAUGCAGUCGAUGGGAUAGGCUCUUUGCUUCUGUGUGGGUGGCUGCCAUCAAUCGAAUCGCGAAGAAGAUCAAGCCGCCACCCAACGUCGAGACGGUCAAUGAUGCCGAGGUCACCAAAACGACCAAAUGCCAGAAAAUCCCCGGAACUGCUCGACGAGUUCAAACUCAACGAGGUAGUGGACACGAUGAUGGGAACUAUGUUCACGAUCGCGUUGAGCGAGGAAUUAUCGAAUCAGGAAAGAUCAUCAAGUACACGAGUACAUCUGCCCCAGGAUCCCCCACCGAUUAUAUGUUCUUUGCGAACAUCGUCAAGGGUGACCCGAACUCACCACGUAGUGCAUCACUCGAUGACCUUGUCUACGCGACCAUCGAUGAAAGUCAGGAGUUUACAUGGAUGUAUCGUCGAAACUUGGGAGCAGGGGGCUCAUUUGGGCCAACAGUGGAGUUUAAAACGGACCUCGACUGUGGCGUAGACGAUACUUAUGCCUUCGGAGACUUCAACAACGAUGGCCUGGAUGACUUCUUCUGCAUCAAGCCCGGGGCUGCAGUGUGGGCUUCAUUGAAUAGGGCUGGCACACCACCGGCCUUCCGAUCUAUCGGCCAGGCAACUACUAAGGAUUGCGCCCUGCAGAUCAUCGGCCCCAGCGACAGAACGCAAAGAGAGGUUCGCAUGGCGGACAUUGACGGCGACGGGAGAGUCGACUUCUGCCUAGUCAGCGAUGAUGAUGUCAAGUGUUCCCGAAAUGGCGGAAAGGGAGACGAGCAUUUCUGUCAAGGGUUCCAGACUGCAAGUGGUAUCAGGGAAACUGUGUUCAACGCCAGGAGUGGGCCGUUGUCGGGCGUUGAACUUGCCGACCUGAAUGGCGACUACCGAGCGGACUUCCUGUACGUUGGAGACAACGGUAACGUGGACACGUACAUCAACCAGCGCGGAUCGGGGAAGGGUAUUGUCCCUGACUGGCGAAAGGCCGGAGUCACGCAUCCCGGUCAAGCGGCGACGGGUGUCCGUGGCAACAUCAAGUUUGGCCGCAUCUACGGAUCCGGUAGGCUUGAUUACAUUUACAUGAAAGAGGAAGAAGAAUGGUUUGAUAUGAUUGUCUGCGAAAACCAGGGAUCGGGGGGCACAAGACGCAAAGGUGACGGCAACUUUUACUGCGACAUGCGCGGUACUGGCGCUGAUGAUCUCGUUUGGAUCUACUACGACGGCCGAGUGGAUGAGAUCAACACCAGCAUCCAUUCCCCACCGAAUUGGGGUCAUGAUACCUCGAUCACGCUGACAGUGCCUGGGCCCCGGACGGGCAUUCACUUCGCUGAUUGGACCGGAAACGGAAGAUGCGAUGUGCUUGUCCAAAAUAAAGCUACCGGGGCUCUGACAUUAUAUGAGAAUAAUUACGAUGCUGGCGCAAAGGCACUCACGUUCAGCAAUCGGGGCGUGGUCGCAAACACUGGCUGCACAGAAGGCUGGGGAGUGGGUAUAUUUGAUAGGGGCAUGCGCUUGGCAGACAUUGAUGGCGACGGGCGAGCCGAUCCUAUUUGUAUUGAGAUAAGUGGCCGCAUGACUGCCUGGCUCAAUAGACAGAGUGGCAUUUUCGAUGCUGGCCAGAUCAAAUUUGCAGAAUCAUGGGAUCGCGCUAAUAUACGCUUUGCCGACGUGGAGAACUCCGGGAGGGCUGACAUUAUCUGGAUGAACAAAUACACUGGAGCCAGCACAGUCUUUAAGAACAAUGGCUACCAGAGUGGUGGUGCCGCUGGAGGUUCUUCUUUCUCUUGGACAAACCGCGGCGUCCUUUACAGCGGCGUUGACCGCGGAGAAUGUUUGCACUUCGCGAACUUUGGCGGGCUAGGACGAGCUGAUCUCAUCGAAGUCGACCCUGCAACGAAUACAGCAUACACCAACUUCAACGAAUGCGACGGAAGCGGCGGCGAUGAUGGCGCCGUCAGUAACCCUGGAUUGCCAUCAUACUCAACCAAUGAUCCGCUCAUCCUCUGGGAUUAUGCUCCUGUGUAUGCUCAAGACAGCAACCCACCAUACCCACCUCUCAAGAAUGACGAUGAGUCCGACAUUGCUAUUGAAAACUUGCGCGAGACUCGUCUCUUUGGAUUUUAUCAGUGCGAUACUGAGACGUUCAGCAACAUUAAAAACGGCUGGCGUGACUUCAACCGCCUCAGUUUGAUGGACCGCCUGUCGAGCAAUAUCGACUGGAACAGCCAGGGCAUCAAUGAGUUCUUCGGUCAAGGCGACCAGAAGACACUGUCUGACGACAAGAAGAGGCAGAUCCAGAACAUCCUCUACUACACCUCACAGAUGUGGACCCAUUGGUGGACAGACUGGGGUCCUCCUAACUACAUCGACUCGUGGCACCUCGGCGAUGGUUCCGGGGACCCCGAAAACUACUGCGGAGACAAGGAAAAUCCUUCUGAAGGAGGUCCCGCUGCCUUGAUAACGUGGAAAUGGAACGAGAACCGCUAUACGCGGGCGCUUGUCUGCAGGAAGUACACCACCCUGGGGAAGGAUCUGGACGAUCUAACAAGAUACAUGAACACAGAGAAGACUGCAGAAGACCGUCUGAACUUGGCGAAUUGGGAGCACGCUAGGGGAGGGUAUUGGCUGCACGAGGCGACGCAUAUGGAUUAUUUCAUGAACACACCAUCUUCGGGGUCGGGACCAGUCGUUAGAGACCUCCUUGUCGACUACAGUGACGGUCGCGGAGAAAACAAAGCCUACGGUAUUGACAAUGCUAAGAGAUUAGCCAAUUACGAUCGUCACUUCACACCCGGCGAGUAUACGCAACAAAACUCCGACAACUACAGAUUUUACGCCAUGUCCAAAUGGGUGGAGGCCAAUUCUGUCGAGAGGACCUAUCCCUAUAAGCCGAGCGUCAAUCCUUUUGCGAUGCCUGUGUUCCCGCCUAAAGUUCCCGAUGAAGGGUAG
Colletotrichum tamarilloi is the source of this 3723-nucleotide messenger RNA. RefSeq lists its product as uncharacterized. Lineage: Eukaryota; Fungi; Ascomycota; Sordariomycetes; Glomerellales; Glomerellaceae. The record is from RefSeq and is a predicted model, not a curated record. The transcript has 11 exons. The coding region runs from base 1 to 3723 and encodes 1240 amino acids. Gene Ontology annotation, molecular function: metallopeptidase activity; phosphatidylcholine lysophospholipase A1 activity.